Aspergillus pseudotamarii is the source of this 2409-nucleotide messenger RNA. Its product is annotated as beta-glucosidase. NCBI's taxonomy places the organism in Eukaryota, Fungi, Ascomycota, Eurotiomycetes, Eurotiales, Aspergillaceae. Bases 1 to 2409 code for a protein of 802 amino acids. The transcript is spliced from 6 exons. Gene Ontology annotation, biological process: glucan catabolic process. Gene Ontology annotation, molecular function: beta-glucosidase activity. The record is from RefSeq and is a predicted model, not a curated record.
AUGCGCAGAGAACUACUGUUUACAGCAGCGCUUGCUUCUUGUAUAGGUGCUGCUAGCGCAGCAUGGAAUCACAACGACUACCUCCAUAGCCCUACACCGGAUGAGAUUCCCAACCCGGAUGCAAUGGGCUCUGGGUGGGAAGAUGCCUUUGCACGGGCGUCGGACUUUGUCUCCCAGCUUACCACCGAAGAGAAGGUAGGCCUUGUCUCGGGGACGGAAGGGCCUUGUGUAGGAAACAUUGCGCCCAUCUACCGUCUUAAUUUCACAGGGCUCUGUAUACAGAAUGGCCCCUUGGCAUUAGAGCAAGGCACUUACUCCUCUGUCUUCCCUGCCGGGAUCACUAUCGCCGCAACGUGGGACAAGAACAUUGCCUACGAAAGAGGCAGUCAGAUGGCUGCCGAGUUCCGGGGCAAGGGGUCGCAGGUCCUUCUUGGGCCUGUUGCUGGGCCUCUUGGUCGCAGUGGUUUCGGUGGAAGAAACUGGGAAGGCUUCUCCCCUGAUCCGUAUUUGACAGGAGAAUUGUUCACGGAGACUAUCCUUGGUAUCCAGGACAGCGGUGUGCAGGCAUGCGCGAAGCACUACAUCGGUAAUGAGCAAGAAACUCAACGGCAGCCUUCCCAGAACGAAGACGGCACGACAAUUGAGAGUGUCUCUUCCAAUAUUGACGAUCGCACUAUGCACGAGCUCUAUCUUUGGCCAUUCCAGCAAGCCGUCAAGGCCGGAGUUGCUACUGUGAUGUGCAGCUACAAUCGCUUGAACCAAACCUACGGAUGCCAGAAUAGCAAGGCGCAAAAUGGUAUCCUCAAGGGGGAACUUGGUUUCCAAGGGUACGUGAUGUCGGACUGGGGUGCUACGCACAGCGGGGCGUUUGCCAUUAACGCAGGUGAGGACAUGGAUAUGCCGGGCACUGCAAGCUUCGGCCCUGUAUUCUUCAACCAGAACCUGACUGAGUCUGUUAAAAAUGGCUCUGUUCCAAUGGGCCGCCUGGACGACAUGUGUCGCAGAGUGAUGACGCCGUAUUUUCACCUGAAUCAGGACAAGGGCUUCCCGGCCAUGGACCCCGUCAAUAAAGAGCUCAACGCAGUCCUAUUCUCUAGCCCUGGAGAGUACAAAUACAAUUACACCUAUGGAGCAGUCGCCAAUGUUGACGUUCGCGGCAAUCAUGGAGCAGAAAUCCGCAAGCAAGCUGCAGACGGUAUUGUGCUCUUGAAAAACACCAACAACACUCUUCCUCUGAAGUCACCGAAACAUAUUACAGUUUUCGGCAAUGAUGCUGGUGAUCUCACGAACGGCAUGUCCGUUUUCUACUUCAAUGGUGUCGGUAACUAUGAAUAUGGCGUGCUUGCUGCAGGCGGGGGUUCUGGAUCAGGCCUCUUCACGUACUUAGUCAGUCCUCUAGAGGCAAUCAAGCAGCGCGCUGGCUUCCGAGAGAAGGCUCUUGUGCAAUAUGUGCUAAACAAUAGUGCUAUUAUUGAAGAAAAUAGCCCAUACCUCAAAGCUCUACUCCCAUCGUCCCCGGAUGUCUGCAUUGUCUUCCUAAAAAGCUGGGCGACCGAAGGCGAAGACCGCACGUCCCUCCACUCGGACUGGAAUGGUGACGAGGUUGUCGAGAAGAUCGCAUCUACGUGCCCAAAUACGGUGGUUGUGACUCAUUCCAACGGCGUCAACGUCCUACCCUGGGCGGACCAUCCCAACGUAACAGCCAUCCUGGCUGCCCAUCUUUCAGGCCAAGAAGCCGGCAGCAGCAUUGUCGAUGUGCUCUGGGGAGAUGUCAACCCGUCCGGCCACUUGCCCUACACGAUCGCAAAGCGAGAAUCUGACUAUUCCUUUGCUUCGAUUCAAAAUUCCACAGACCUCCAGGACACCGAUGAUCCAAGAGCAUGGCAGUCUGAUUUUAAGGAAGGGGUGUUGAUUGAUUACCGACACUUCGAUUACUAUAAUAAAACGGUACAAUACGAAUUCGGAUACGGUCUUUCAUACACGACCUUUUCAAUCGGAAAGCGCAUCUCCAUCACUCCUCUAUUCAAUGGUGAACUAUCGGCUCUGCCGGCGGAUGCAAAAGUCAUCCCGGGAGGCAACCCCAACCUUUGGGAGAUACUUUACAGAAUCUCUAUUACUGUGAAAAAUACUGGGGAGGUAGCUGGGGCCGCUGUGCCACAGCUUUAUUUGAGUCUUCCUAAAGGCACGUCUGAGGCGGCUUCGGCAGUUAAUGUUCUUCGGGGAUUUGAGAAGGUGCAGCUCCAGCCAGGAGAGUCUAGAGACAUCACUUUCCAGUUAACGAGGAGGGAUAUUAGUCACUGGGACGUUACCAGGCAGCAGUGGGUGAUACCAAGCGGGUUGAUGCAAGCACGCGUUGGUUUUUCAAGCAGGGAUUUCCGGGUGGCAGGCUCGUUCACUCCGAUCCGAUAA